This is a messenger RNA of Vollenhovia emeryi, 2038 nucleotides long. RefSeq names its product origin recognition complex subunit 1 (gene Orc1). Gene Ontology annotation, molecular function: ATP hydrolysis activity; ATP binding; DNA replication origin binding. Gene Ontology annotation, cellular component: nuclear origin of replication recognition complex. The transcript has 7 exons. Gene Ontology annotation, biological process: DNA replication initiation; mitotic DNA replication checkpoint signaling. NCBI's taxonomy places the organism in Eukaryota, Metazoa, Arthropoda, Insecta, Hymenoptera, Formicidae. Bases 1 to 1719 code for a protein of 572 amino acids. The record is from RefSeq and is a predicted model, not a curated record.
AUGAAGCAGGCGUGCACCAAGUGGAAAUUUUAUCGGCAGAGUCCGAAAGUGCGCAAUGAAAUAGUUCCAAGAGUAAAAAUGGGCGUAAGAGCGCGCGAAACAGUCUCCCGAAACGAUAUCGAAUCAAAACUUGAUAAACGCAGUCGAGUUCAUUCCACAGACGAUGACGACGCUACGCCGAAAGUUAGAACUAGAUCAAAAUGUACAUCUCUCUCUGUGGACGAAGAAUUAAAAGAGGAUAACAUAGACAGUUCACCAAGUAGCGGAAAGUACCUUGAGACAGAAGCAGCGCGAAACGUUUCACUUAGCGACACCCCGAAAAGAUCAAGAACUCAGAAAACCGGUCGCAAGGCAAUUUUAACCAUGUCUAAUAAACGCGAAUCGGUACGCAAACAUGAGAGUAAAGCUAACAAGGUGGAAGUUGCACGUAAAACUGGCAAAAGUUCGCCCGUGAAAACUGGUCGAGUAAACGGUGACACUGCCGAGUCACCAGUGGUGCCGAAUGGCUUGAGUACACCGAAGGGUCGUGGGCCAUUGAGGCACAGCGCUUUGACACCGUCUAUGAAAAUGAGAACUGACAUGCUGGUUAAGCCAACAACGCCAUUGCAAGAGCUCAGAACUAGGUUGCAUGUCAGUGCAGUGCCCAAGUCGCUGCCUUGCAGAGAAGAAGAGUUCAACAACAUUUAUACAUUCCUGGAGAGCAAGCUAAAGGAUAAUAGCGGAGGAAGCAUCUACAUAAACGGCGUCCCAGGUACGGGAAAAACCGCUACUGUAAAUGAGAUCAUGAAAUGUCUAAAGAGAUCCGUGGAAAAGGGUAAACUGGACUAUUUCGACUUUGUUGAGAUCAAUGGUAUGAAGCUGUCUGAGCCCAGGCAAGCCUACGUGCAGAUUCUAAAGCAAUUAUCUGGGCAAGUUUUAACGUGGGAACAAGCAUAUAAUACGUUAGAAAAGAGGUUUAAUAGUAAUGCUAAGAGGUCAAUGACAUUGCUACUUGUAGACGAGCUUGAUUUAUUAUGUACAAAACGACAAGACGUAAUAUAUAAUCUAUUGGAUUGGCCUACAAAAGCCUCUGCUCGAUUAGUAGUUAUUACUAUUGCCAAUACUAUGGAUCUUCCAGAAAGAGUUUUAAUGGGUAGAGUCACAUCGCGAUUAGGUCUUACCCGCGUAACUUUCGAACCAUACAAUUAUAAGCAAUUGUAUGAGAUAGUGUUAACCAGACUUAAAAACACAGACAUUUUUGAGAAUGAAAUUAUACAAUUAAUUGCACGUAAGGUAUCUGCAGUAUCAGGCGAUGCUCGCCGUGCUCUGGACAUUUGUCGCCGAGUGGCAGAAAUCACGGAAGCGCGCAAUAAUACUACAGUAAGCGUACAAGAUGUGAAUGAGGCUUUGUCAGAGAUGAUAAUAAAUCCAAAAGUUCAAGCGAUAAAACAUUGUUCAAAAUUCGAACAAAUAUUCUUGCAAGCCGUAUGCGUGGAAGUCAAGCGAAUUGGCGUGGAAGAAGUUUGUUUUAUAAAUGUUUACAAACAGUUUGAAUCUCUAUGUUCCUUCGAUGGUUACAAAACUCCCAAUGUUACUCAGGUGCUUGAUAUUUGCGCAAAGUUGGGUGACUACAGAUUGUUGAUAUGCGAAUAUUCAGGUAGCGAUAUACAUCAAAAGAUUCUGCUGAAUACAUCAAAGGAUGAGAUGCAUUAUGCAUUACAAGAAGUUGAUAUUGAUUGAGGACGUGCAAAAUUUGGAUAAAUGCUCACUCUUUAUUAUUAAUUUAAUUUAUUAUAUCAAUUAGUUUAUUUCUUUUUGUACAAAGAAUGAGAUAUGCGUGCUUUUUUUAUGAACUGUGACUUUACAAUUUGCUCGUCGUUUACUCUCUACCUCGCGCAGAUAUAUUUUCAUUGUAAUAUUGCAAUAAAAAAAAUUGAAAUGUAAAUGCAAUUUCUAAUAAUUUCAUUUUCGUUUCUAUUUUGGGCGAUAUAUCGUGUCGCAGUAAAAUAGCGUCUAGUGAACGAAUAUCCUUAGAAAUAUAUGUUCGACUGUAUGGCAA